ACCCCGGAACCAGGAAGAGUCCAGCUUGUUGUGGGACGUCGUGGUUGAUUUGCUGCUGGUUUCUUCGUCCUCCUGGCUCAAAUGGCGAGCUCCGCGGGUCCGGACCGGGCCGGACCGGUGCUCUGGUCCCUGCUCCUGCUGGUACUUAUGGGGCUCAGCGGGCCGAUUGACGCCGCGUCCGAACCGGGGAAAUGGAUCCUGAACGUCGAUAGCGAAACUCUGAAGAAGCAGACCUUCUUCCUCUUCACUAAAACUCUGUUCAACAACAGCUUCAUCCAUCUGAAAUUGGGGGCAGAGAGCUGUAACGCCUCGUUAAACGUCUCGUGGUAUCUGAGGAACUCGCACUGCUACGAUGAAGUCUUCAGCCUGGACGCAACGCAGGCAGCACUUUAUUUCAGGUCGACAGAGGUCAAACCAGGAGGAGGAAGUGGUUUCUAUGUCUUUCACCAAUAUUCUGCCAUCACCUGCGAGCCUCACACCAACCCCGACAGGUUUGGCCUGGAUGUCUUUGACACGAAAACUCAACUGAUAAUACCGCAGCAGGAACAGCCAAUCACAGAGAAGACUUCAGGCAGCAGGAGGAGGAGGGGAGCUGCGAUAGAGCAUCCGAAACCAAAGGCUCCUGCAGCGGAGAAGUCAAACACUUCAGCAGAAACAGGGAAAGGCGGCGCCCCUCCUAAAAAGGCUCGUCAUCCUCACUUCGAUGCGGUGGCGGAGAGCUGGGAGGACGGACCCUACAUGUUCAUCCUGAGCAUCAAAGAGAUCAAAGACAGGAGCCGAGCCCCCGACCCCGCCAACCCUCCGGCACCCUGGAAUCUACAGCUGCAGAUCAGCAUGAGGGGUCCUCAUGACUUCAUAUCAGCCUCUGAAUGGCCUCUGAUGGUGUUCUACAUGGUGAUGUGUAUCGUCUACGUGCUGCUGGCGUUGCUGUGGUUGGUCCUGUCGGCGUGUUACUGGAGGGAUCUGCUCAGGAUCCAGUUCUGGAUCGGAGGAGUCAUCUUCCUGGGCAUGUUGGAGAAAGCCGUUUACUACGCCGAGUUUCAGAGCAUCAGAUACGACGGCUUGUCUGUCCAGGGGGCAGUGGUGUUCGCUGAGGUCCUCUCCGCAGUCAAGAGGACUCUGGCCAGGGUGCUGGUGAUCAUCGCCAGCCUGGGAUACGGCAUCGUCAAGCCCAGACUCGGCGCGUUGCUCCACAGAGUAGUCGGAGUCGGUCUGCUCUACCUGAUCUUCUCCAUCGUCGAGGGGAUCCUACGAGUCAACGCUGAUCGAGGCGACAACACCAGCAGUAGAGUUUUGUGUGACAUAGUGCUGGCCUUCACUGACUCCUGUAUUGUCUGGUGGAUCUUUGUGAGUCUGGCUCAGACGAUGAAGCUGCUGAGGCUGAGGAGGAACGUGGUGAAGCUCUCGCUCUACAGACACUUCACCAACACGCUCAUCUUCGCCGUCAUAGCGUCAGUCAUCUUCAUCAUCUGGACCACCAAGACCUUCAAGAUGUCUAAAUGUCAGUCUGACUGGAGGGAGCUGUGGAUAGAUGACGCUUUCUGGCGCUUCCUGUUCUCCCUCAUCCUAUUGGUCAUCAUGUUCCUAUGGCGACCGUCGGCCAAUAACCAGAGGUGUGUUAGAGAGAGAGAGUACGCCUUCAGCCCUCUGGUGGAUGAAGAGAGCGAGGAAGAGGAGAAGGAGCCCAUGAUGAACGAGGCUUUCGAGGGGAUGAAGAUGAGGGGGAUGAAGAACGAGACGAACGGAACGGCCAAAGCCAACAAAGUGGAUGAGGAUCUGAAAUGGGUUGAAGAGAACAUCCCGUCAUCUAUGGCAGACGUCGCUCUGCCGCCUCUGCUGGACUCUGAUGAGGAAACCAUGACGACUAAGUUUGAGAUGUCCAAGAUGGAGUGAAGUAGUAGUAGAAGAAGAAGAAGAAAAAGAAAAGAUGGUUGGAUGAUGUUUGACAAACACACCGGUCUGAUGGAUAAAUAAUAACAGAAUAUAUUGUGUAUGAGGUGGAGUGAAACUAAAUGCACAUGAGGAAGAAAAACUGAUGGAUGAAAGAGGGAACGUGGAAGAAGAAGGAGUGUUUUCUUUGGGAGACGACGGAGGUGUCGGUAUGUGAUUUAAUCCCUGAAUUUAUGAGCUUUGUAAGCCUUGAUUGUACAUACACUGGGAGACAAAUCCAUCACAGCGGCACACAGAUGCUUUUUAUUUUUUUCUUUUUAUUGCCUGUUUGUAUUUAUAUCUCUCUCUCUAUAUAUAUAUAUAUAUACAGUAUAUUUUGACAAAUUUGAUGUUUAAUGAGGAUCUCUGCUACAGAGCGGCUCAUUCGCCUUUUCACUGUUUACAUGCAGAAAAUGUGAUUUUCAGAUCUCGUCUCGUCAGAUAUUUUGUGUUUUUCACUGUUUGACACGACAGUAGCUCCUCCUCCUCCUCUCUCUGCUGUUGUUGAUAUAUUGUUUUUUUUUUUAAGUUGACGCAGUUCCAUACAUGUUGCGUGAGUCAUUCGGAUCCUUUCGAACUGUAAAAAAAACCAAAGUUGUGAAUCAAAAGCGGAGAAAAAAAAAAACAUGGAUGUGAAUGAAAAUAAAUUUCUCUCUUAAUUUGUCUUUUUUUUUUUUGGAGGUUUCCAUAUAUCGUUCCAGCUGCUUCCUGUGCAGUUUGAACCAUUAAAUUUGUUCACAUUAUGAUCAAUUCUCUUCAUAAAGUUACUGACACUUCACACAGACUGUGUGCUUUGGCUGAGUGGGAAAUUAUUUUAUAGCUUUACUUUGUCUUUUAGCAG
This is a messenger RNA of Thunnus maccoyii (southern bluefin tuna), 2770 nucleotides long. It is a transcript of the gene tmem87a, whose product is annotated as Transmembrane protein 87A-like. Gene Ontology annotation, cellular component: Golgi apparatus; membrane. The transcript is spliced from 21 exons. Bases 82 to 1893 code for a protein of 603 amino acids. NCBI's taxonomy places the organism in Eukaryota, Metazoa, Chordata, Actinopteri, Scombriformes, Scombridae. The record is from RefSeq and is a predicted model, not a curated record. Gene Ontology annotation, biological process: retrograde transport, endosome to Golgi.